Messenger RNA from Dicrocoelium dendriticum, 1603 nucleotides. NCBI's taxonomy places the organism in Eukaryota, Metazoa, Platyhelminthes, Trematoda, Plagiorchiida, Dicrocoeliidae. The record is from the annotation of a GenBank genome assembly.
CGAUGCAGCCUUUGUAAAUUUUCGAAAUACUCUUGUCAUCCACUAGUGUUCCUUCCCCAGAAUCAUUCAGUUAAGAUGCACAGGACACCUUCAAUGCUGACUGCUAUGAAUCCAUUGUCAAAACGAAGACGAGAGCAUACGCUGAGAAGAAUUAAGGUCCUAAUUGGCCGUUUGACUGAUUCACAGCUUUUGAAAGGAAGAGCGGCCCAAAUGGCAGAAACAGAUAUAAGCAAUAUGUGUAUUUUGCUCAAUGAGGUAUUAUCGGAAGAGCCAUCAUGUCUGUCUCUCAAUUUGGAUGCAAAGUUGUUUGUUGUGGGCGAUACACAUGGUCAUUACACACAUUUGCUACAAGCAAUGAACGAAUUGGGUCAUCCUCCAAGCGCAAACUAUCUAUUUCUCGGUAACUAUGUAAAUCGAGGUGAUAAAUCCAUGGAAACCAUCGUGCUUCUUUUCGCAUAUAAAUUGCUAUACCCUAAGAGCUUUCACCUACUUCGUGGGAACCAUGAGUGUGACCAACUCGGGCGAAUGUAUGGAUUCUAUGCCGAAUGCACGAAACGUUUCAGUGUGCAUCUGUGGAACAUUAUCAUCGAUACCUUUAAUUACCUUCCCUUUGCGGCACUAAUUGAAAACACCUUCUUUUGUUCCCAUAGCGGCAUAUCACCAAGUCUGCUAUACACCGGAUGCACAGAUCCCCGAUCAUUACAGGAAUAUCUCUCGGUUUGGAUUCCAAGGCCGACGGAAAUUGUGACGAAUUUAUUGGCCACUCAUUUGAUUUGGUCUGCACCAUCUGUAGGUGUAGAGAAAUGGGAAGCCAAUCCCGCAGGUCUCGGUUACCUUUUUGGUCCAUCCAUUGUUGACGAAUUUUGUGGAAGAUUUCGGAUACUGCAGCUAGUGAGAUCGAACGAAAUGCUGCCGGAAGGCUAUGAGUUUUUCGCACAGAAUAAACUUAUCACAAUAUUUAGCGUCCCUGACUACCUGGGCAUUUAUAAAAAUAGCGGCGCCAUAAUCCAGCUAGUUCGUUCGGAGGAGUCUAAAGUCAUUUUGGGUCAGAUAAGAAGAUUCAGCCCUACAGUCUCUGAGAAGCAAAUUUAUCGGAUACACAACACAGCAUUGCGAAGAUACCAGACUGACAAACCGAGUCGGUUCAAGAGUCUACGUGGAAUCCAGAGUCGUGGAUUAAGUAUAUGGCAAUAAUAAAUGGCAAAGAGUUCAUGAAAGAUGCAGGUGUACGAGUCUGAUUAAUGUGUGGGCAUGGCAAGUGCAUGUUGGGGGCAGAAGCGAGGUAAAGUGCACUGAGAAAAGCAUGCGUGAGGUAUGAAAAAACCCUGGAAUUCGUUUAGCUUCAUGGGUGUGCCAACUAGCGAUAAAUUUGUAAUGUAUGUCGCUUCACGGUCGGCCGGUGGCUGAUUAGUAUAGGUCGUCCAACCUCGGUUCCAAAGCUUAUCUGUUUUCUAUGUGGACUCACGCAUGACAGCUGUUCACAGUUAGACAGUUUGCCAUUCGUUGUCCAUGUCCUUGCACCUGAUUGGUUGAUUGACCUGUUGAUCUUUGUGUAUUUGUUGCCUCACGCAUGUCAUUUUCCAAGACAGCUCGUCUCAUCGUG